AUGCAACAUGUGAAAACAAUACCCCAUCCACCAUUCAAAACCGCCGAUCAUACGCCGCCUCCGCCGACGCUAUGAUCGCCGUCGUCACUUACUACCUCUCCCAACACCCUUCCAUCGUCGCCUUCCGUUGGAGCCACACUCAAUCAUGGGGCUCCACCUGGUCCUUCCUCGUCACCUCCAUCGCUCUUUACCUCAUCAUCUCCUCCUCCAUCCACCUCUUUCUGUGCCUCCUUUUCCGACGCGGCCGCCCCGUCUCCCUCGGUCCGAUCCCCGCGCUGCAUAGCCUCUCGAUGAUCGUCGUAUCCGCCGUAAUCUUCACAGGGAUCUUCCUCUCAGCCGCUGCGGAAAUCAAGGAGACCCGAUGGUUCUGGCGCCGUUCGAAGACCCCGUUCCAAUGGCUCCUAUGUUUCCCCCUGGGAACCCGUCCCUCCGGCCGCGUCUUCUUCUGGUCCUACAUCUUCUACCUCUCCCGUUUCCUCCACAUGUUCCGCACCAUCUUCUCCAUUUUCAGGACCCGGAAAUUGACCUUCUUCCACCUCUUCAACAACUCCAUAUUGACGGUCAUGUCCUUCCUCUGGCUGGAGUUCUCGCAGUCGUUUCAAGUGCUGGCGAUCCUAUUCACGACCCUCGUUUACGCCGCCGUCUACGGCUACAGAUUCUGGACGGCGAUAGGGUUACGAAGCGCUUGCUUCCCCUUCGUGUUGAAUUGCCAAAUCCUGCUGUUGGGCUGCAACGUGGUCUGCCAUGUUGGGGUUUUAAUGCUGCAUUUCAUGAAAGGCGGGUGCAAUGGGAUCGGAGCAUGGGUUUUGAACUCUGUUCUCAAUGGGUUUAUUUUGUUACUGUUUUUGAAGUUUUAUGUUCAGAACAGAAGAAAAAAUGGCAAUGGCAAUGGCAAGCAAACGCCGGUGAUCGGGGAAAUUCACAAGGACAAAGGUUUGUGACGAGUUUAGGUUGUC
Molecule: messenger RNA, 956 nt
Organism: Hibiscus syriacus
Lineage: Eukaryota; Viridiplantae; Streptophyta; Magnoliopsida; Malvales; Malvaceae
Product: elongation of fatty acids protein 3-like
Exons: 1
Coding region: 72-941 (289 amino acids)
Biological process (GO): sphingolipid biosynthetic process; fatty acid elongation, monounsaturated fatty acid; fatty acid elongation, saturated fatty acid
Cellular component (GO): endoplasmic reticulum membrane
Molecular function (GO): fatty acid elongase activity
Source: RefSeq, a predicted model, not a curated record